AUGGAUCUUAAAGAAUGGGUAAAAAGUAAAAUAUGGUUGUUUUACCUCAUUAAUGCAGCUACUCGAUUCACUUUAGCUACAGUAAUUCGAAGCAAAUUACCUUCUGUUAUUAUUGACAAAACCAUGCAGUUGUGGAUUGGCAAUGGAUUUGGUGUUCCUGGACGCUUAUUAGCAGACAAUGGAGGAGAAUUUGCUAAUGAAGAGUACCGGGAUAUGUGUGAUAACCUAAAUAUUGAAGUUUUAAACACAGCAGCUUGUAGUCCAUGGCAAAAUGGAUUGUGUGAACGGAACCAUGCAAUUGUAGAUGAUUGUUUGAGAAAGAUUCUUGAUGAAAACCCAAAAUUAUCGUUGGAAGUUGGUUUGGUCUGGGAACUUAAUGCCAAGAAUUCCUUGCAUAUGAAUUCUGGUUAUAGUUUCUAUCAAUUAGUUUUCGGACGGAAUCCGAAUUUGCCAUCAGUGUUAAAUGCAAAUCCACCAGCUUUAGAGGGUGUAACCGUAUCACAUGUUUUUGCAAAGCAUAUUAAUGCCCUUCAUAAUGCACGUAAAGCAUUUAUUGAAGCUGAAGCUUCAGAAAGAGUUAGAAGAGCUUUGCGUCAUCAGAUUCGAAGUACUAUCACACAGGGUCCUGCUAAAGUAAUUGGUCAAGACAGCAAGGUUGUUUUUGUUCGGCAAGGCAGUUUGUAUGUCAGAGUCCCACCUUGUCGAUUAGUUAAAGUGGGUCAAGAAUUUUCUGCCUCUAAUCAGAACAAACUUGACAAUACAGAUCUUAAAGAGAACAAAGAUGUAGGUGAUCAUCAAUCAGAUGUAGGUGAUCAUCAAUCAGAAGUAGUGAUUGAUUUAGAGGUUGAAGAGUCAAAUGCUACACCUGUGCAACAAGAACAACGUAACAGAAGUGAACAUGAGGAAAAUGUUUUAGAUGUACCAGAAGCAGAAAUGAAUUUGGAAGAACAACAGGUGUCUGUUCGAAAAGAGCAUGAUUUUCCUAAAGUUAACAACCAUGUUGAAGUGAAAAUAAAAGAUGUACCAGAAGGAUUUUCAGCAAAAGUGAUAAGUAGAGGUGGAAAAGCUACAGGGAAGUACAGCAGUUGGUACAACAUAAGGAAAGAAGGUACAAAUGAUGAAAUGUGCCUAGAUUUUAAGGACGUUGAAAUUUGGAAAAAAGUUGAAAGUGUCAAUGUAGUUAUUCUUCCAGAACAUGUACAUGAUACUUUAGAGGCGGUUAAAGCAAAACAGAAGGAAUUAGACAACUGGAAAUUGUUUGAUGUUGUUCGACAGGUUCCGAAUGAUAAACAAAGUAAGAUAUCAACAAGAUGGAUUAUCACUGAAAAAGAAGUGGAUUCUUCUAAAGUUGUUAAGGCACGUCUUGUUGUUAGAGGAUUUGAGGAAGAGCACAAACUGCAACGUGACUCACCAACUGCAGCUAAAGACACUCUUCGUAUGUUUUUUGGAAUAGCAGCCUGCAAGAAUUGGAAUUGUGUGGCAUUAGAUGUAAAGUCUGCAUUUCUGCAAGGUCACACUAUCGAUCGUGAUGUUUAUGUUACACCACCCAAAGAAGCAAAUGUUCCAGAUGGAUUCACAUGGAAGCUUGUUAAAGUCGUUUACGGCUUAAACGAUGCUUUAAGAAAUUGGUAUUUCAGUGUACGUCAGACCUUAUUAAAGCUGAAGGCAGAGCAGUCCACAGUAGAUAAAACACUUUUCUACUGGAAAGAUACAGAUAACAAUCUUUGUGGCAUCUUUAUAAUGCAUGUAGAUGAUUUUGUACUUGCAGGAAAUAAAAUUUUUGAAGCAUCUAUUAUGUCACAGUUGAUUAAGACCUAUAAGGUUGGUAAGAUAGAAGAGACCAACUUUAAAUACAUUGGGAUAAACAUUUCUCAAGAUGGUGGAAAUAUAACUAUGGAUCAAAAGCAGUAUGUUGAAUGCAUUCAGGAAAUACAGAUUUCAAACAAACGAUCCACUAGAAAGCGUGAUGAACUCAAUGAUGACGAAUUACAUGAGCUUAGAUCUGCAAUAGAACAAUUGAACUUGAUAGCUACUCAAACUCGCCCAGAUUUGGCUUUCGAUGUGCUGGAAUUAAGUGUUUCCAUUAAAAAUGCAAGAGUAGAGCAUCUUUUGGUGGCGAACAAGGUUAUAAAGAAAAUGAAAGCCACUAACAAUGUGUGCUUAAUCUUUCCAAAUAUGCCAAAGUAUGAAUUGUGGAAGUUGGUAGUCUUUUCAGAUGUGUCAUAUGCAAACUUACCAGAUGGCGUCUCCAGUGCUGGCGGUAGUAUAGUGAUUGUCUUUGCAGAGGAUGGGAAAUGUUUCCCAAUUUCUUGGUGUUCAAAGAAGAUCAAGAGGGUUGUUAAGAGUACCAUUGCUGCUGAAACCUUAUCCUUAGUUAAUGAUAUUGAUAAUGCAUACUACAUAGGCUGA
Messenger RNA from Hydractinia symbiolongicarpus, 2409 nucleotides. RefSeq lists its product as uncharacterized. Gene Ontology annotation, biological process: DNA integration. The coding region runs from base 1 to 2409 and encodes 802 amino acids. The transcript has 2 exons. Lineage: Eukaryota; Metazoa; Cnidaria; Hydrozoa; Anthoathecata; Hydractiniidae. Gene Ontology annotation, molecular function: nucleic acid binding. The record is from RefSeq and is a predicted model, not a curated record.